AUGUCACUCGAGCGCACCACCUCCAACACGGACACGCUCUUCAGUGUCUUCUCCGACACGUCGACCAUCGUGCCCGCGCGCGACGCCGCGCCGGAAGUGCAGGCGCGGGGCGACGGCCGGCGCCCAAGUCUGGCGGACAAGCUCAAGGCCAAGAUCAGCCCGCCGAACCCCGCGCUUGAGCGGCUCGUAGCUGAGGGCUUUGACCGUGCGCUCGCAAAGCGGGCCCUCGGCCGCCUGAACAACGACGAGGAGCGCGCGCGCUUCGGACUGACCCACCUGCGCGACCACAAGGCGCGCCUCGACCCCAAUUGCCCCGCCUGCGAGUUUUCUCGCCAGCCACACGCGACGACAACGGUCGAAUCUAUCAACUACGGCAGGCCCUUGUCUGCUCUGCCGCCCGGAUUUGAGCGCAUGUCCCUCGAGCGGCACAGCGGGCUGCCUACGUCCCCCGAGCAGCGGCGCGGGUAG
This is a messenger RNA of Vanrija pseudolonga, 468 nucleotides long. RefSeq lists its product as uncharacterized. Bases 1 to 468 code for a protein of 155 amino acids. The record is from RefSeq and is a predicted model, not a curated record. The transcript has a single exon. Lineage: Eukaryota; Fungi; Basidiomycota; Tremellomycetes; Trichosporonales; Trichosporonaceae. Gene Ontology annotation, molecular function: protein binding.